Molecule: messenger RNA, 525 nt
Organism: Macrobrachium nipponense
Lineage: Eukaryota; Metazoa; Arthropoda; Malacostraca; Decapoda; Palaemonidae
Exons: 2
Coding region: 1-525 (174 amino acids)
Source: RefSeq, a predicted model, not a curated record
AUGAACUCACUGCCAAUCGGAUCCACUGUCAAUGAAACAACUAUAAACAACCUACGUUACGCUGAUGAUAUGGUGCUGAUUUCCCCAUCAGUGCAAAGUCUCCAACUACUCAUCGACACUUGCCACCAAUAUGCAGAGGAAUUUGAUAUAAUUUACAACGAAACCAAGACCCAGUGCAUGUCGCUGCUCCUAAGAUCAUUUAAGCAUAUUGCAGAACCACAAAUAUUCCUCGGAAACCAUCGGCUGGAAUAUGUGGACGAAUUUCCGUAUUUGGAUCACAUUAUCACCAACGACCUAAAAGAUACGGCAGACAUUGAACAGAGGCGUCGUAAGCCGUGUGCAACUGGCGACAUGAUUAUAAGGAGGGCACUAUUGCAGAGAGAGCCUAUGGGGUCCUCCAAAGUUGCUGGAAUCCUCUGCGUUAUCUACCUCUCUUCCUUCGGCCUCUCCGCCGUUGGGGGACUUGAAAGACGAAAGUCUAUGGGAGGUACUAUAAAAGCAUCAGUAGCUGAGUUGAGCCGAUAG